ACAGAGGACGGGACUGAGGGCAAUCAGAACAUAAACGUAGCCCCAGAGGACAGUUUGAAGAGAGGAGGUCCGAAGAAGCUGUUCAAAUGGAACGAGGAGAUCAGGGAGUGUCUGUGUCAUGUGUUGAGGCCGAAAAUGGACAGAUAUGAAAAGGAGAAGAACGGGAACCAGGAGGUGGAGGAGUACCUCAAGACCCUGCUGGACAAUGAGGUGAAACCUCUUUGGCCGAAGGGUUGGAUGCAAACUAGGGCACUGAUACGGGAGAGCAGGAAACUAUUAGGCUUCUUCCCUUCAUUGCCAAUAAAGAAGACCAGACCAGAUAAGAAGCAGUCGUCCAUCUGCGGUGCCUCCACAGUGUUGGACGUUCUCCAGGGAGCUCCACCACAGAAAGUAGAACUCCCCCAAGACUCGGAUGUCUUUCCUGAAGCCUCAAAUAUUUCCAGCUCUAUCUCACUUGAUGUUGGGAAGAAGGCAGCUGCUCCCUUGAAAAGUAUUGAGGCUAAAAAAGGAGGCGUGGUGACUGUGGUUGCCGGUUCUUCUACGCCCGCAGAGUCCGGUGAACCCCCGGUCAGCGGCGCCUCUGCUGCUCCGGCUCAUUCACUCCUGGAUCUCCUUGCUGAUCAGGCCUUGGCUCGAGAGCAACCUCUCGCGAUCUCCCAGGAGAUCCUGGCAGCGGCCAUCGCAAAGUACCGGCGGUCGGGUCAGCACUGGAGCUACGCGGUGGACACUAAAAGACCGCCUCCACCCCCCCAGUCCAGCCCGGUUAACUUCCCGGUGAGCAGGGUGUGUCAGGUCAUUCUGCCCCAGCCGGGAGACUUCACCAGGAAUUUGGAUGUGCAGAUAAUUUCUGAUGACUCUUGCAUCACCAUACAAUGACUCCUCCCAAUGCUGGUUUACUCACAGUAAGUUGUUGUCGUCAUGUUCAAUCUGUAGUUCUCAGUUGAGGAGUUAUCGUUCUAUCGUUUGUUAGUUGUGUUUUGGAAUAAAAGAAUACUCUACUACUUUUCUUACCUUGAAAAGAUAAGUUGCACUUUUACCAGUAAAAACACAACUGAACUCUAAAGACCUGACGUUUCCUCAGUGAGCCACUGAUGGCUAUCACCCUUGACUUGUGUUUGAAAUGUAAAUGAUUUACUUUGAAAUAAUAAAGAGAUUGCAUAUAUAA
Molecule: messenger RNA, 1165 nt
Organism: Paralichthys olivaceus (Japanese flounder)
Lineage: Eukaryota; Metazoa; Chordata; Actinopteri; Pleuronectiformes; Paralichthyidae
Source: RefSeq, a predicted model, not a curated record